Lolium perenne is the source of this 1258-nucleotide messenger RNA. RefSeq lists its product as uncharacterized. Gene Ontology annotation, cellular component: chloroplast. Lineage: Eukaryota; Viridiplantae; Streptophyta; Magnoliopsida; Poales; Poaceae. The record is from RefSeq and is a predicted model, not a curated record.
UCUUCGCAACAACAGAUAUUCACCCGACCCCACCACUCGAGCCAGAACCAUCCCCAGUUCACUCCCAUGGCGCGCCACCGGCCUCGGGCUCUCCUCCGACGACUCCUGCCCACCUCGUAACCGCCGUCGCAAUCGAUCCAUGCCGAGCUCAUCCAACCCGUGGCCGCGACCACAAGAGUACGCUCUCUCGACCCGAAUGGCCAUGGCGGCCUCACUUCUCACUGCCGCGCCCGCGCCGUCCCUUCUCUCGUCGGCAUCGCCGAGACGGAGGCCCUUCCUCGCGGCCCCUGCGCCCGCUCUCCGCCUGAGGGCCCCCGCUUCCCCUCCUCCCCGACCCCCGCAGCUUGCGCGCGAGUCCCGUGCCGCUCGCGCGCCCGUCGCGCGUGGCGUGGCGCUGUCGCAAGGCGAGGCCGAGGCGCCGGAGCGGGGUGCUCUGGCCACACGGCUGCUGCUGGGCGCGCUCAUCGGCUCCGCCGCGCUGCUCGGCUGCGGCGCGGCCCUGGCGGCGGCGGCGGAGGACUCCAUCAGGGCGUCCGGGUUCGGGCUGCGGGUCGCCGCGUCGCUGCGGAGGCUCGGGUGGCCCGACGACGCCGUCGUCUUCACGCUCGCCACGCUGCCCGUGCUCGAGCUGCGGGGCGCCAUCCCGGCCGGGUACUGGAUGCGGCUCCACCCCGUCCGCCUCACCGUCCUAGCCGUUCUCGGGAACAUGGUGCCUGUGCCAUUCAUCAUCCUCUACCUGAAGAAACUCGCCACCUUUCUCUCACAAAGAAGUGCUUCUGCGACCCGGAUUAUGGAUCUCCUCUUUGAGCGGGCGCGGCGGAAGGCUGCACCUGUGGAGGAAUUCCAAUGGCUUGGGUUGAUGCUGUUUGUUGCUGUUCCAUUCCCAGGCACCGGGGCAUGGACCGGCGCUAUCAUUGCAUCAGUUCUGGGCAUGCCUUUCUGGUCGGGUCUGUCAGCGAAUUUCGUGGGGGUCGUCCUAGCAGGGUUGCUGGUAAAUUUGCUCAUGAAUCUUGGGUUGAAGUACGCCAUAGUCACUGGUGUACUUCUUUUCUUUGUAUCAACUGUGAUGUGGGGAGUCCUUCGGUCUCUCAAGAAGUCAUUGAAUACAGAAUGAUGUUAUGAUUGAGUCCAGGUUGAAAUGUUUCUGGUACGUUUUUUUGUCCUUCUGAGGGAUUUAGUUGCAACUAAACUGUCAACUUGUAGUCUUGUGAGGGAUAAUAUUAUUCCUGAUGUUCAACUGAAGCUUUUGAAUUUCUUC